GACGCAGCUCAGCUGAUCUGCUGUCAAACUGGAUUAAAAACAAACUUAAAAAGCUGCAACUUCCUGUUGAGAGGCCGUGUGUGUCUGUGGGCCUGUGUGUGUGUGUCGAGUGUGUGUCUGUGUGCUGUGGGCCGGGUCAUGAGACUCCAGGGGUGGGUCUCCUUUACAAAACUCGCAGCUGGAUCCCUCUCUGCAGCAUCCUGGAAGCUCGCGACUGUCAGCGGCCGGAGGCACGUGCGUGUGUUGAGUGCAGCUAACAUGGCAGAGGAGGCGAAGAAACUGGCCGCUUACGCCGCUGUGGAUAACCACGUCCAGAACAACCAGGUGGUCGGAGUGGGCAGCGGAUCUACUAUUGUUUACGCUGUGGACAGAUUAGCUGAGCGAGUGCGUCAGGAGAAACUCAACAUCGUGUGUGUGCCCACCUCCUUCCAGGCUCGUCAGCUGAUUCUGCAGCACGGCCUCACGCUGUCGGAUCUGGACAGGCACCCAGAGCUGGACGUGGCGAUUGACGGAGCGGACGAAGUGGACGCAGAUCUCACGCUGAUAAAAGGUGGAGGCGGCUGCCUGACGCAGGAGAAGAUCGUCGCCGGCUGCGCUAAACACUUCGUUGUCAUUGCAGACUACAGGAAGGACUCCAAGGCUCUGGGUCAGCAGUGGAAGAAGGGAGUUCCCAUCGAGGUGAUCCCCAUGGCGUACGUUCCCGUCUCCAGGACGAUAGCCAAACGUUUCGGAGGGGAGGCCAACUUACGGAUGGCUGUCAGCAAAGCAGGUCCUGUGGUCACUGACAACAGCAACUUCAUCCUGGACUGGAAGUUUGAGCGCGCUCAGAACUGGAAGGAAGUCAACACGGCAAUCAAGAUGAUUCCAGGCGUGGUGGAGACGGGGCUCUUCGUCGGCAUGGCUGAACGGGCCUACUUCGGGAUGGAGGAUGGAAGCGUGCAGAUUCGGGAUCCUCCAGUCAACUGAGGAGUACCAUCUUCACUGUCGCCCCUCCUCAUUAAUGACCUCACUUUUCCCACAAGUGCCGUGUUUAUGAUUUACGCCCGCUCUCACACUGUUUUUGGACACAGCUGCACCUUCUGCAGAACUGGACGAAACAUACAUACAUCUCAGAACCAGAUACAUUUAAGGAUCACUUGGUUUUUCUCAUCCUGCAGGUGGUGCUUCUGACACUGUGAGUUUAAAAGUGCCUGAUGAGUAAAAUCAAGUGCAUCUCUUGUAAUUUUUUUAGUCUGCAUUGCACAGUUUGCAUGCCUGGUUUCACUGGGAAUGUCGGCUCUUACUGUAAUUAGCGGGUUUGACUGAAUGUCUGCAGAGCUGCCGGUGAAUCACUGCAGUGCUGCAGAUUGAAACUAAGGUGUGCCUUGAGAUUAUAUUUUAGGUCCUAUUAAAAGAAAUGAUGCUAUUAAAGUUACAACUAAAAAGCUCAUAAUCGUACAUCAAACUCUCGCCAUCUGCUCAGCUGCUGCAAACGAGUCCUCUCGUCAAGUGAAGGCUGGAGACACUGUGCGCAGUCAGAAAGCUGAUAUGCCUUCAAGUGUUUUUGUUUAAUUAGAUCCCAGAAAGAGGAGUAAUAUGAACUCUAUACUACAACAUCAAGUUAUUUUUUUAAGAAAUUAAUGUCUGUAAUUAAUAUGCUAAUUAAAGUUGAAAAAAAGCUCCAAAAAUUAAUGAGAUCCCUGAUAAUUUAGGGAAACCCUGUGGUGCAGGUGUGAAGCUUCCAUUAUUUGGUUAUUAGAGACACGUGACAGCCUAAUAAUGUCGCCCACAUACAACAUGGCACAGAGGUGGGCUGUGAAAAAUGUAAUGUAGACGCUACUGGCUUUUAACCCUUUGAAAUUCGAGUAAAAAGGCUUGAUUUCUUUCAAAAACGCAGGAAGAAGGCGACGAGCAGCUGACCACAGGAAAUGACUCAAAGAAAUUAGUAAAAAGUUGCAAAAUUAUGUAAAAAUAAGCACAAAAAAGAGCAUAAAAAAACAAA
Messenger RNA from Plectropomus leopardus (leopard coralgrouper), 1981 nucleotides. It is a transcript of the gene rpia, whose product is annotated as ribose 5-phosphate isomerase A (ribose 5-phosphate epimerase). Gene Ontology annotation, molecular function: ribose-5-phosphate isomerase activity. Gene Ontology annotation, cellular component: cytoplasm. Lineage: Eukaryota; Metazoa; Chordata; Actinopteri; Perciformes; Serranidae. The record is from RefSeq and is a predicted model, not a curated record. Gene Ontology annotation, biological process: pentose-phosphate shunt, non-oxidative branch; D-ribose metabolic process.